This is a messenger RNA of Sinocyclocheilus grahami, 1628 nucleotides long. RefSeq names its product Bardet-Biedl syndrome 4 protein-like. Gene Ontology annotation, cellular component: ciliary basal body. NCBI's taxonomy places the organism in Eukaryota, Metazoa, Chordata, Actinopteri, Cypriniformes, Cyprinidae. Bases 23 to 1276 code for a protein of 417 amino acids. Gene Ontology annotation, molecular function: protein binding. Gene Ontology annotation, biological process: protein localization to cilium; cilium assembly. The record is from RefSeq and is a predicted model, not a curated record. The transcript is spliced from 13 exons.
AAGUGAGGAGGAAAGGAGCAAGAUGGUGGACGACGCGAUGAAAACAGAUGUGCAGCUGCCUGUGGCCACAGACCUCAAGAAACCUCGUCCAAAGAAAGCUCCCGAUCUUCCGAUCUUGGAGAGGAGAAACUGGCUUAUACAUCUGCAUUAUAUCCGCAAAGAUUAUGAGACCUGCAAGGCCAUUAUUAAAGAACAGCUGCAUGAAACUCAAGGCAUGUGUGAAUAUGCUGUGUAUGUGCAAGCUCUGAUCAUGCGGUUAGAAGGGAAGAUCCAGCAGUCUCUGGAGUUGUUUCAGAGUUGUGCCAUCCUCAACCCCAAAAGCUCAGACAACCUCAAGCAAGUGGCACGAUCCCUUUUCCUGUUAGGGAAACACAAAGCUGCCAUUGAGGUUUAUAAUGAAGCAGCACGUCUCAAUCAGAAAGACUGGGAAAUCAGCCAUAAUCUGGGCGUUUGCUACAUCUACACCAAAGACUUCAAGAGUGCCGAAGAGCAAUUAAACUUGGCAUUACAGCUGAAUAAACACGAUCUGACCUACAUGAUGCUGGGAAAAAUCCACUUACUGCAGGGCGACACAGAGAAAGCCAUCGACGUCUACAAGAGCGCUGUGGAAUUUUCUCCAGAGAACACCGAGCUGUUGACCACACUGGGACUGCUGUACAUGCAGGUGAGUGACGCGUUCAUCACAGUCACCACGCAAAUCUACAUGCUUCUGGCCGUCACUCUGACCAAUCUGGACGACGCAGAUAACGGCCGCAGGUCUCACGAGCAGGCGGUUCUGCUGGAUGAGUCAAACCCGCUGGUGAACCUGAACUUUGCGGUGUUCCUGUAUAAUCAGGGCGAUAAGAAGGCCGCCUUGCUGCAGUUUCAGGAGAUGGAGAGAAAAGUCAACGCUCAGGUCGAGAAUAUCAGCAACACUGACUUUGACCCAGAGCUGGUAGAAAUGGCUCAGAAACUGGGCGCCGCUCUACAGGCGGGUGAGAACCUGUACUGGAGCAAACUGGGCAAAGACAGCAAGACCAGCCAGCGGUCCUCCUCCAGCAAACCCAGCAGCUCCCAGCAGCCCCUGGGCACCAACCAGGCCCUCGGUCAGGCCAUGUCUUCAGCCGCAGGCUACAGCAAGAGCAUGCAGAUCACCGCAGAGCCCGAGGCGGAUGUGAGCAGCGCCCCAUCUCCCCCUACAGUCACUCCCGGAGAGCCCGAGGAUGAGGAUGAGGAGACGGCCGAACCAGCCAAACUCAAAGAGAAGAAGAGUAAACCGAAAGCAGCAGCUGAAUAGAGCUCUAUCUAUAUCCAAAGCUGAAGGGGUUUAUAACUUAUCAAUGUACAGCGUUUAUAUAGAGGUGAAUUAAAGUGCAAAGUUACAAUCUUUAGGUGUCUGUUUAAAUGGUGCAUUAUAUUAAUGUAGAUGAUUAAUUUGUGUUUUCCACCUUUAGAAAAACAAUAAUUGCUUAAGGAAGUUGUGCAUAAAAAGCAUGUCAUUAUCAUUUUGUACUUUGUAACACGGUUACACACCCUGCAUCAUAUUUGCUGAAUGAAAUCCAAUACUCAUUUCUUGCUCAUUUUGAGGUGCUGAUUAAAGCAAGAAGCCGUGGUUUACAGUGAAUUUAUAACAGCUAAGGGGCGUUGUU